GCGAGAAGCGAUAUUCUACUCUGUUGGCGUGGAAGCUGAGGAAAAAUUCCGAUAAGGCGGCGAUGCCGAGGCGGGGCGGCGGCGGCGGGGUCCGGCGGGAGUCGCUGCUGACGAGGGCGGUGGGCGCGGUGUUCGCCUUCGUCCGCUUGGCCGAAUUCGAGAUCCUCUUCUUCCUCUUCUUCUUCAUCGCCUUCCUCAUUUUUAAAGAUCUGACAUCACGGCCUGAAUACAAUCAGAUCUUGGUGAAAAAGCCAGGUAAUCGUGACUACUGGCCUUAUUAGGGGGACAGGGGCUGCUACAGGUUGAUGAUAGAAUCAGGGCAAGAAUCUGAAGCUGAUGCAUGACUUCCUCACAGGAUGCUGUUUCUUGCGUCUGUAUGUCACCUUAAAUUAGUGUUAUCAGAGAGUGGAAAUUUUGUAAGACAUCUUCAUAUUUAAAGAACCUUUCCUCUCUGCUUCAUCUAAA
This is a messenger RNA of Phoenix dactylifera (date palm), 465 nucleotides long. RefSeq names its product GRIP/coiled-coil protein. Gene Ontology annotation, biological process: response to oxidative stress. Lineage: Eukaryota; Viridiplantae; Streptophyta; Magnoliopsida; Arecales; Arecaceae. The record is from RefSeq and is a predicted model, not a curated record.